Molecule: messenger RNA, 3441 nt
Organism: Psammomys obesus (fat sand rat)
Lineage: Eukaryota; Metazoa; Chordata; Mammalia; Rodentia; Muridae
Gene: Agbl1
Product: AGBL carboxypeptidase 1
Exons: 23
Coding region: 1-3441 (1146 amino acids)
Biological process (GO): protein side chain deglutamylation; proteolysis; C-terminal protein deglutamylation
Molecular function (GO): metallocarboxypeptidase activity; zinc ion binding
Source: RefSeq, a predicted model, not a curated record
AUGGUUGAGCCUCCUGUCUUGGAUGCUUUCAGCAUGUAUUUUACAGGUAGUGGAGCCAGGGAGCAUCAAAGCAAUAAAUGGCAGCUUCUGGCUAAAGCAAGAUGCCUGUCUGUGUUAUCAUUGCAGAACUCCUCGGAUAAAGCGUCCAUCCUGGCCAUCCUCCAGGUCAUCAGCGAUCUGCUUUCCGUUGGCACAGACCGGAGAAUUUAUUAUAUGAUCAGCAAAGGUGGCAGUGAAGCCCUUCUGCAGACUCUGGUAGAUACGGCGAGGUCAGCUUCUCCUGACUCUGACAUCCUCCUGCCUCUCUUCAGGCUGUUGGCCAAAGUUGGCCUAAGAGAUAAGAAGUUUGGACAGAAGGCACUGGAAUCAGAAGCGCUUGAUGUGACCUUGAUUCUGGCCAGAAAAAACCUGUCCCACAGCCAGAACCUUCUCCACUGUCUCUGGGCAUUGCGUGUAUUUGCCUCCAGUGUAACCACAGGAGCCAUGCUGGGAAUUAAUGGAGCGAUGGAACUGCUCUUCAAGGUCAUUUCUCCUUACACCCGGAAGCACACCCGGACAAUCAGGGCAGCCACUGAAGUUUUGGCAGCUUUGCUGAAAUCCAAGUCUAACUGUCGCAGGGCAGUGAACAGAGGCUACGUCACCAGCUUACUCAGGCUUCAUCAGGACUGGCACAGCCACGAUGUGACCAACACCUAUGUGCUGAUCCGCCAUGAGCUCCUGCUCUGCCUCAGGCACAUCGUCACCCUCCGGUCUGGCAGAGAGGCCUUCCUGGCAGCCCAAGGCAUGGAGACUCUCUUCAGCAUUGCACAGACCUGCCUGGAGAACAAGAGCAUGGAACCUGUGAUCUCUGCUGUGAUUCAGAUCCUCAGGCAGUGCUACCCCGAGAGUCCACUCCCCCUGGUCACCACUAGGAGUGCCUAUACCUUCCCAGCUCCUGGAAGCAGCAGCUCGGGGCUUCCACAAGGUCUAGCCGAAGAAGAUUUGGAAGAUGAUGGCGAUGAGGAGAUGGACAAAGACUCAGAUGCGGAGGCUGUGAAAGAAGAUGAUGACUUGGAAACUGAUAUGAAUAAACUGAGUCCUAAUCCUGGUUUUGACCUACCGGAGGAGGAACUGGCACAGUAUGCUGUGAUGUGUCCGGAGCUCUCCUACAACUGUGAGGAACUAGAAUCCAAAUAUGGAGAUGAUUUGAACAUCAAAGCCACUCCGUUUGCCAAUCACCACCACAUUCCAAGUGUUGCCUCUCUAAGACAACAGUGCUUCAACAGAGAGCACAGCUCCUGGGGACAAGAAAGUGAAGACACAGACCAUAUUUCCAUUCUGCACUUGGUGAAGGGAGGGAAGUCCAGCAUACGGCCAUCCUCAAAACAAAGACCUGUAAUGAAUGGGAACCAAAGUAUACCACAAAAUGGCUUUGGGAUAGAUUCUUCUGGACAUGAUGCCUCUGAUGACAGUCAGGCUUCCCUAGAACAGGCUGCUUGGGAUAUAGAAGCCAUUUCUUGCCCAAGGAUAACUGCCUCGUUUUCCAACUCUACUAAGUCAGAAGAAGGCAAUGAAACAGCAGAGAAGCUUCUGCACGCACAUCUCAAGAACACACCAUUCCACGAUCCUCAUCUUUAUAUGGCCAAUGCUAUGAGAACAAGAUCUGCUGUGGGAUUCAAGAUGAUGGCGUUACCUGAUCUCUGGGGGCACUGUCCACCUACCACUGCUCAGCCCAUGCUGGAUCGCAAAUUGGGAGUACAGAGGAUCAAGAUACUUGAGGACGUCCGGAGGCUCCUCCAGCCAAGUGAUGUUAUAAAUAAAGUUGUCUUCAGUUUAGAUGAGCCUUGGCUUUUGCAAGGCCCUGCUUCCAGUUGCUUAAGGUUCCAGUCCAAGUUUGAAUCAGGAAAUCUUCGUAAAGCCAUCCAAGUGCGUGAGUUUGAGUAUGACUUGUUGGUCAAUGCUGAUGUGAAUAGCUCCCAGCACCAACAGUGGUUCUACUUUAAGGUGAGCGGCAUGAGGACCGCUGUCAUUUACCGCUUCAACAUCAUCAACUGUGAGAAACCCAACAGCCAGUUCAACUAUGGGAUGCAGCCGACCCUGUAUUCUGUGAAAGAGGCUCUCCUAGGUCGACCUGCCUGGAUACGGACAGGCUCUGAAAUUUGUUACUACAAAAAUCGCUAUCGACAGAAUGCAGCUGCCGUGGAUGGAGCAUCAGGGAAGCACUAUUACACGCUCACCUUUGCUGUCACCUUCCCACACAAUGAUGAUGCCUGCUACCUGGCCUAUCACUAUCCCUAUACCUACUCCACCCUCAUGACUCAUCUUGAAAUUCUGGAAAGAAGCAUCGAUCCUAGGCAAGUCUACUUCCGGCAGGAUGUUCUCUGCCAGACACUGGGAGGGAAUCCUUGUCCGCUGGUGACUAUCACUGCCUUCCCUGAAUCUAACAGCGCUGAACACCUGGAGCAGUUCCGCUGUCGUCCAUAUCAGGUGAUCACAGCCCGAGUUCACCCUGGAGAGAGCAAUGCCAGCUGGGUGAUGAAGGGAACUUUGGAGUUUCUAGUCAGCAGUGACCCUGUGGCAAAGCUAUUGAGGGAAAACUUCGUGUUCAAGAUCAUCCCUAUGCUUAACCCAGAUGGUGUCAUCAAUGGCAAUCACAGAUGCUCACUGAGAGGAGAGGAUCUCAAUAGACAGUGGCUCAUUCCUCAAGCUCAUCUCCAGCCAACCAUCUACCAUACCAAAGGUCUCCUCCACUACCUGAGCAGCAUUGGCAAGGGACCUGUGGUCUUCUGUGAUUUCCAUGGACACUCCCAAAAGAAGAAUGUAUUCCUUUACGGUUGCAGCAUGAAGGAAACUUUGUGGCAGGCAGGCUGCACUGUGGGUGGCUCUGCCCUCCUGGAGGAUGUCAGCUACAGGAUGCUUCCUAAAAUCCUGGACAAGCUAGCACCAGCAUUCACCAUGAACAGCUGCAGCUUUCUGGUGGAAAAAUCACGAGCCUCCACUGCCCGGGUAGUAGUGUGGAGAGAGCUGGGAGUUUCCAGAAGCUACACCAUGGAGAGCAGUUAUUGUGGCUGCAACCAGGGCCCCUAUCAGGGUCUACAGUUUGGUACCAGAGAACUGGAGGAAAUGGGAGCCAUGUUCUGCUUGGGCCUCCUCGUCAUGGAACUCAGAUCUGCAAGGUGCAGCCAUAAGCUCUUGGCUCGAGCUACAGCUCUGCUGAAUGCAGAUGUUCUGGACCACUACCUCCAGCGAUGCAGCAGCAGCAGCAGCAGCAGCAGCAGAUUCUCAGAGGUAGAUGAUGAGCCAUCAUGUAUGGAAGAGAUCGACUACAGUGCAGACAGCAGCUCAGAUCCAGAACACAACCUCGCUGAGCUGGACCGGCAGAUCCAGGAGUGUGCCUUUAACAAGGAUGAAGAAGAGGGAACAGAGGAAGGGAUAGGGCAGAGAAGAAGAUCUGUCCCAUAG